AUGGCAGGGGCGGAUGAUCUUGUCGUGACAGUCCAGGACAGCCUGGAUCUGGCGGACUGCUUCGAUCUAGACAGCAGGCAAAUUCUCCUGCACGAAAGCGGCCACUGCGUGCCACAGCAGGCGCGCCACUGCGCCGAAGUUGUGGCCUUUGUUUCGCAGUUUUGGGACGCUGCGCCUACACAGCCGUCAGCAGCAGCCACCAUCGGGCCCCCGCCGGCCCAAGCUGGCAUCGGCGUAGUGCGCAGGUCGGCUGGCGAGGUGGCAUCUGUGGCGCCGUUCAAGCCGACAGAGGAGCAGCUGGAGGAGAUCGAGGCGCUCGAGGCCAUCUUCAUGUCCGAGUUCACAUCGAUACAGUCAUCGCCGCCGCGGUUUGCAAUCAAACUGCGGCAGCCGGGCGCCGGCAGUGAUGAGGAGGAGCGGGAUGGGGAGCGCGGAGCGGACGCCGGCGCCUCGGCGACAGAGGGGCCAGUCAGCCGCCUUUUCACGCUGAGGUUCACGCUUACCAGGGAUUACCCUGCAUCAGGCGGCCCUGUCAUCGAGGUUCUGGGGCCCCUGGGUGUCAAUGACCCGCGCCGCACGGCCCUUGUGUCGGCGCUGGGUGCCGAAACCACGUUGCAGCGCGAGGCGAUGGGCGGCGCCGGCUUUGUAUACCCCUUGGUGGCGUUUGCGCAGGAGUGGAUUGACGCCAAUCUCCCUCCUGACCUCGGCAGCCGGAAGGAUGGAACAGACGCAGCGGCCGCGGCGACGCCUGCACUGGCUGCGGGAGCCGGGGGACCUGAUGACGUGGCGGCUGCGGCGCCCGCGCUGGUGUGGUGGGACGAGGAGGAGGCGGACGGAGAGCUGAUCAGGGUCGCGACUGAGGAGGCCGCUGCGGCGCAGUGGGCGGCUUGGCGGGGCAGCGACGCGGCAGUGGUGGAGGAGGAGGGGGUGGGCGCAGACGGGACGAGCUGCGAACCCCGCCAACAGCAGCAUCAGCAGCAGCAGCAGCAGCAACAGCAGCAGCCGGCAUGGGAGGCGGCGGCCAGCGAGGGGCAGCGAGGUGCAUGGUCCUACUGCGUGGGCUUGGUUGGAAAGCCGUCGGCUGGCAAAAGCAGCCUAUUCAACGCCGUAACAGACCCGGAAGACGAGCGCGACGAGGCAAAGGUUGGCGCCUACCCUUUUACCACCAUCGACCCCAACAUCGGCCGCGGCUACGCGCUCGUCCCGGACCCCUCCCCGCUGCUGGGCCUCUCCCUGGCCCAAGCCAAGCCGCAGUUCGGCUUUGCCCCGGGCUUCGACCCGUCUGUGGCGCCCCCCGGCCUCAGCCGCGUGGGGCCGCUGCUCAGGGUGGCGGAGCGCUUUGGUGGCUGCGGGAUGACGGCCUGGAGGAGGGUGCCUGUGGUCAUCAAAGACGUGGCCGGCCUCGUGCCAGGCGCGUACAAGGGCCGGGGCAGGGGCAACGCGUUCCUUAACGACCUGUGUGAUGCGGACGCCCUCAUCCACGUGGUGGACGCCAGCGGCACCACCGACACUGGGGGAGGGGCGGCCAAGGAGGGGGAGGGCGCGGACCCGCGCGACGACGUCAGGCAAGAGGGAGGGGGAGGGGCGUUGUGGGUGCGAGAGGAGCUGCACCGCUGGGUGUUCAAUAACGUGCGGGCAAAGUGGCCGCAGGUGCUGCGGCGCCCGUCAAGGCUGAUGGACCUAUUCUCCGGGUACCACGCUCCAAGGUCCCUGGUAGACGCGGUGCUGUCGCACUGCGGUGUGAGACCCGACGCCCUGGCGGCCGAGGGGGCCGGCCUCAAGCAGAGCGGCCCGCCAGGCAAAGAGGCGCUCCCCACGACGGCAGCCCCAGGGCAGCAGCAGCAGCAGCAGCAGGCACAUGGGCAGCAACAGGGGCAGCAGCAGCAUCAGCAGCAGCAGCGGGGCGGCCUCGGCGCUCGGGGGCUGGAGGGGCGGGUGGUGGCUUACAAAAGUGUGCAGGAGUGGCAAGAGGCCGAUCUUCACAGGCUGGUCGCCCACUUCUUGGCGGCGCGAUUUCCGAUCCUGCUGGCGCUCAACAAAGCCGACCUGCCGUCAGCGCGCGACCACAUACCUCGCGUCCUGGCGGCAUACCCCCACGACCCGGCCGUCCCCGUCAGCGCCGCCUCAGAGCGCGCGCUCUGCGGCCUGCGGCGCGCGGGGCUGGUGGCGUACACCCCCGGCACGCCCGACGCCGCAAUGGUCCCGGGCGGCGGCGGCGGCAGCGGUGGCGAGCGCGCGUCGUCCUCUGCGUCCGCUGCUGCUGCAGCGGCAGCGGAACAGCUGGCGGCAAUAGAGGCCAAGGUGCUGCGUCCACUGGGCAGCACCGGGGCUGCGCUGGCGCUGAGCUGUGCUGUGGCGAUGCGGCCGCCGCGGCUGGUGUUCCCCGUGGGAGACCGCGAGACCUUGGCAGCCAUAGCCGCCGGGCCCCGCGCCGGGCGUGCCGGCGGCGCGGGCACCGCGACCGGCGCCGGCAAGGCGCGCCGCGCCGACGGCGGCGCGCCGGGCGUGCUGAGGGACUGCGUUCUGAUGCGGCAGGGCAGCCGGGUGGGCGACGUGUACGAGGCGAAGCAGCUGCCGCCGAGCGCACAGCGCUCAGAUCAGCAGCAGCAGCAGCAGCAGCAGCAGCAGCAGCAGCAGCAGCAGCAGCAGCAGCAGCAGCAGCAGCAGCAGCAGUGGCGGCUUGCACGGAAGGACGAGCCGCUCGGGCCCGCCAACUGCGUCCUCCUGCUGCUGACAAACCGCCGGACAGCGUGGCAAGCUGCAGCGCGCCAGCAUGCGCAUUCAUGA
Monoraphidium neglectum is the source of this 2787-nucleotide messenger RNA. RefSeq lists its product as hypothetical. Gene Ontology annotation, cellular component: cytoplasm. Bases 1 to 2787 code for a protein of 928 amino acids. NCBI's taxonomy places the organism in Eukaryota, Viridiplantae, Chlorophyta, Chlorophyceae, Sphaeropleales, Selenastraceae. The transcript is spliced from 18 exons. Gene Ontology annotation, molecular function: ATP hydrolysis activity; protein binding; GTP binding. The record is from RefSeq and is a predicted model, not a curated record.